Messenger RNA from Magnolia sinica, 5261 nucleotides. RefSeq names its product ABC transporter G family member 42-like. Gene Ontology annotation, cellular component: membrane. Gene Ontology annotation, molecular function: ATP binding; ATP hydrolysis activity; ABC-type transporter activity. The record is from RefSeq and is a predicted model, not a curated record. Bases 310 to 4803 code for a protein of 1497 amino acids. The transcript is spliced from 25 exons. NCBI's taxonomy places the organism in Eukaryota, Viridiplantae, Streptophyta, Magnoliopsida, Magnoliales, Magnoliaceae.
AGCCUCCCUCCAGUAGAUUAUCAGCUCUGCAUGUUGAGUUUCCCGGAUGCACUUGCCCAUACAGCUUAGAAAGCAAGAAGAAUAUUUUUGGGUGCAUUUUCGUUUUUUUUUUUUUUUUUCAAAGUUGAGAAGAAUCAAUACAAGCCCAAUAUAACUUUCAAAACCCAUUUGCAUAAAGCCUCUAAACAGAGAUACUGGUAGAAGAUCAGAAGACCCAAUUCUGGAAAUCUCCUAAAAACGUCGAUUUUGGCGUUUCUCUUCUCUUUUCACAGUAGAACAGAGCAAAUACUGCCAACGUUCAUUUGACUGAUGGAGAGCAUCGAGAAGGCCUGGGAUUCAGGACUGCGGGCCAGCAGGAGCAUGAGUAGGAGCAUUAGCAGGAGCAUUAGCAGGAGCAACUGGGGUAUGGAGGACGUGUUUGCUCGGUCAACAGGAUCGAGGCGGAGCGCAGGUGGCAUCAGCGAUGAUGAAGAGGCUCUGAGAUGGGCUGCAUUGGAGAAACUGCCGACAUAUGAACGGCUGAGAACAAGCAUAUUCAAAUCUUAUCUCGAGAACGAGAACCAGUCAAAUCAGUUCAUCCACAAGGAGGUCGAUGUGCGGAAUCUGAAUACUGAUGAGCGGCAGGAAUUCAUCGAGCGGAUAUUCAGGGUCACUGAGGAGGAUAAUGAGAAAUUCUUGAGGAAAUUCAGGAAUAGGAUCGACAAGGUUGGAAUCCAGCUUCCAACAGUUGAAGUUAGGUUUGAGCAUCUAACCAUAGAAGCAAAAUGCUAUAUCGGAAAUAGAGCUCUUCCUACUCUUAUAAACACAGCAAGAAACCUUGCAGAAUCAGCUCUAGCUACGGUGGGAAUAAGGCUGGCUAAGAGAACUACCCUCACUAUACUCAAGGAUGCCUCUGGGAUUAUAAAACCUUCAAGGAUGACACUUUUGUUAGGUCCUCCUUCCUCCGGGAAGACAACUCUGUUGCUGGCACUUGCAGGAAAGCUAGAUCCAACCUUGAAGGUCCAAGGAGAGGUCACAUACAACGGUCAUCAGCUCGAUGAGUUUGUACCGCAAAAGACAUCAGCAUACAUCAGCCAGAACGAUGUUCACAUUGGAGAAAUGACGGUUAAGGAGACACUAGAUUUCUCUUCAAGGUGUCAAGGAGUUGGAUCGAGAUACGAGCUCCUAACUGAAUUGGUAAGGAGAGAGAAAGCCGAGGGAAUACACCCAGAAGUCGAAGUUGAUCUUUUCAUGAAGGCCAUAGCAAUGGAAGGAGUUGAAAGCAGCCUACAAACAGACUACACUCUCAGAAUACUAGGGCUGGACAUUUGUAGGGACACCAUCGUGGGCGAUGAGAUGCACAGAGGAGUAUCAGGCGGCCAAAGGAAGCGGGUUACUACAGGGGAAAUGAUUGUGGGUCCAACCAAGACCCUGUUCAUGGAUGAGAUAUCAACCGGCCUGGAUAGCUCGACUACCUUCCAGAUAGUGAAAUGCCUGCAGCAGAUUGUCCAUCUGACUGAGGGCACCAUCUUCAUUUCUCUCCUUCAACCGGCACCGGAGACCUAUGAACUCUUUGAUGACAUUGUUCUCCUCUCAGAGGGCCAAAUCGUUUACCAGGGACCCAAAGAACACGUCCUCGAUUUCUUUGAGAGCUGCGGAUUCAAAUGCCCCGAAAGGAAAGGCACUGCUGAUUUUCUGCAGGAGGUUACUUCAAAGAAGGAUCAAGAACAGUAUUGGGAAGACAAGAGCAAGCCAUACCGCUACAUUCCGGUGUCUGAAUUCAGUCAACGGUUCAAGACAUUCCAUGUGGGCCUGAACUUGAAGAAUGAGCUAUCGGUACCAUUCGAUAAGAGCAAGAACCAUAGAGCGGCACUCGUGUUCACCAAGAACUCUGUUCCUACGUGGGAACUACUGAAGGCCAGCUUCGCCAAGGAGUGGCUUCUUAUCGAGAGGAAUUCCUUCGUCUACGUCUUUAAGACUGUCCAGAUUAUCAUAGUUGCAAUAAUUACAUCGACCAUCUUCCUGAGGACGGAGAUGCACACAAGGACCGAAGGUGAUGGUGCCAUCUUUAUCGGAGCGCUUCUCUUUGCUAUGAUCGUCAACAUGUUCAAUGGAUUCGCUGAGCUAUCUCUGACCAUCGUAAGGCUCCCAGUGUUCUACAAGCAGCGGGACCUACUGUUCCACCCCCCUUGGGUUUUCACUCUCCCAAACUUCCUCCUUAGAAUCCCAAUUUCCAUCUUGGAGGCUAUAGUGUGGAUGGUGACCACAUAUUACACCAUUGGAUUUGCACCAGAAGCGAGCAGGUUUUUCAAGCAACUUCUCAUAGUCUUCCUGGUGCAACAAAUGGCAGCUGGACUCUUUCGGCUCAUUGCAGGAGUGUGUAGAACCAUGAUCAUUGCAAACACUGGAGGAGCUCUCACUCUGCUUAUCGUGUUCAUGCUCGGGGGAUUUAUACUUCCUCGAGGGGAAAUUCCCAAAUGGUGGAUAUGGGGUUAUUGGAUUUCUCCUCUCACGUAUGCCUUCAAUGCCUUGUCUGUUAAUGAGAUGCUUGCUCCACGGUGGACGAACAAAUUGGCAUCUGAUGGGGUCACAAAUUUAGGAGUUGCAGUACUAAAGAAUUUUGAUGCCUACCCAAAAAACUACUGGUUCUGGAUUGGAGCAGCAGCCCUUUUUGGAUUCAUCAUCCUUUUCAAUGUUCUCUUCACUCUUGCUCUCAUGUAUCUAAAUCCUUUGGGUAAGCCACAAGCUGUUAUAUCUGAAGAAGCAGCGAAUGCGAUGGAAGGCAACCCAGAAGAAUCAAAUGAAGAGGCAAGGAUCAAAAGAAAAGGAUCAAAAGGUGGUUCUGUCCCACGUUCUUUAUCGGCUUCAGAUGGAAACAAUACAAGAGAAAUGGCAAUUCGGCGCAUGAGCAGUCAAGCUAAUGGGGGACUUAGUCGGAAUGCUGACUCGUCUCUCGAGUUGACCAUGGGUGUUGCGCCUAAGAGAGGAAUGGUUCUUCCAUUCACUCCUUUAGCCAUGUCAUUUGACGACAUAAAAUAUUACGUCGACAUGCCUGCAGAAAUGAAAGAGCAAGGAGUGACUGAAGACAGGCUCCAGUUGCUGAGGGGAGUUACAGGGGCAUUUAGGCCUGGUGUUCUGACUGCACUCAUGGGAGUUAGUGGGGCCGGGAAAACGACCCUCAUGGAUGUGCUUGCAGGAAGAAAGACUGGAGGAUACAUAGAAGGAGAUGUCAAGAUCUCAGGAUUCCCCAAGAACCAGGAAACAUUUGCAAGAAUUUCUGGUUACUGUGAACAAACCGAUAUCCACUCUCCCCAAGUCACCAUUAAAGAAUCCUUGAUCUACUCUGCAUUUCUUCGUUUGCCCAAGGAGGUCAACAAUGCAGAGAAACUGAUCUUUGUAGAUGAAGUGAUGGAACUGGUAGAGCUUGAUAAUCUCAAAGAUGCGAUAGUGGGCCUCCCAGGGAUUACAGGACUGUCGACAGAACAAAGGAAGAGGUUGACAAUAGCCGUGGAGCUUGUCGCUAACCCUUCAAUCAUCUUCAUGGAUGAACCAACAUCAGGUCUUGAUGCAAGGGCAGCGGCCAUUGUCAUGAGAACCGUAAGGAACACGGUUGAUACAGGAAGAACAGUUGUCUGCACAAUCCAUCAACCUAGCAUUGACAUCUUUGAAGCUUUCGAUGAGCUUCUACUGAUGAAAAGAGGAGGGCAAGUGAUAUACUCUGGACCUUUGGGCCGGAAUUCUCAGAAGAUAAUCGAAUACUUUGAAGAGAUUCCUGGCGUCCCAAAAAUAAAAGAGAAAUACAAUCCGGCAACAUGGAUGCUAGAAGCAAGCUCAAUUGCUGCUGAAGUUCGAUUGGGAAUUGAUUUUGCUGAGCACUACAAGUCCUCGCAGUUGUAUCAGAGAAAUAAAGCGCUGGUUAAGGAGCUAAGCACUCCUGCCCCAGGAGCCAAAGAUAUCUAUUUCCCCACACUAUACUCUCAGUCUACUUUUGGGCAGUUCAAAUCAUGCCUUUGGAAGCAAUGGUUGACAUAUUGGAGAAGCCCUGACUAUAACCUCGCCCGAUACUUCUUCACCUUAGUUGCUGCCCUCAUGCUUGGCACGAUCUUUUGGCGGGUUGGCACAAAAAGGGAAAAUGCAAAUGAUCUAACCAUCAUUAUCGGAGCUAUGUACGCAUCUGUUCUGUUUGUUGGCAUCAACAACUGCUCGACCGUGCAACCAAUUGUAGCCAUCGAAAGGACAGUGUUUUACCGAGAAAGAGCUGCAGGGAUGUACUCUGCCUUACCAUAUGCCAUUGCUCAGGUCGUGAUGGAAAUACCAUAUGUAUUCAUCCAGACCACGUACUAUACUCUUAUUGUCUAUGCCAUGGUGAGCUUCCAGUGGACAGCCGCGAAGUUCUUCUGGUUCUUCUUCGUCACCUUUUUCACAUUCCUCUACUUCACUUACUAUGGCAUGAUGACCGUGUCCAUCACACCGAACCACCAAGUCGCAGCUAUCUUUGCAGCAGCUUUCUAUGCACUCUUCAACCUGUUCUCUGGUUUCUUCAUUCCCAGACCAAAAAUUCCAAAGUGGUGGAUCUGGUAUUACUGGAUUUGCCCUGUAGCAUGGACGGUCUACGGGCUGAUUGUAUCACAGUAUGGUGAUCUUGAGAAUACAAUCCAGGUGCCCGGUGGGACGACAAUGCCAAUCAAGUCCUAUAUUGAAGACCACUUUGGCUACAAGAAUGAUUUCAUGGGGCCUGUUGCUGCUGUCUUGGUCGGAUUCACAGUCUUCUUUGCGUUCAUGUUCGCGUACUGCAUCAAGAUAUUGAAUUUCCAACAGAGAUAGGAGGAGCGAAAAUGGACACGUAUAUAUAUAUCUGCUAUCUUUACAUGGCAAUCCUUUCAAAGAAACAAAUUUGUAAAUAGAUGUUUAUGAAGUUCUCAAAAUGGGCGAUUACAUGAGUGGGUCAUCAUGCAAAGAAUUAUUUCACCGGUGUGAGUUUUGCACUCUCACUGCCGAUCCAAAGCCCAGAUAAAUGACGGGGGUUGCAUCAGGUUGACGGUCAAUAUCAAGUUUCUGCUACCACUAUCAUGAAUCCUAACAAUCUGACAUUUUGAGUACAGUGGAAUGGUGGAACAGGAUGAUGAUUCAACGACUUGGAUGUUUUGGAAGAAAAAAGGGGGUUUUAGUUUUAAGUAGUAUACAUUAGCGAUUUUAAAAGAUCAGUCAGUGUAGGAAAGAGGUAUUUUAUAUGUAAUUUUUGUAACAAUAUUUAGAAAAGAAAUAAAGGUUCUCUUUCUAUU